Molecule: messenger RNA, 606 nt
Organism: Nematocida ausubeli
Lineage: Eukaryota; Fungi; Microsporidia
Exons: 1
Coding region: 1-606 (201 amino acids)
Molecular function (GO): GTPase activity; GTP binding
Source: RefSeq, a predicted model, not a curated record
AUGCAUGAAGAAUAUGCCUUAUUUAAGAUUCUAGUGGUAGGAAGUAGUGGUGUAGGGAAAACAUGCAUACUGCUGCGCUACACAGACAGCAUUUAUAAAGAAACAUACGGGACAACAAUUGGCGUGGACUUCAAGAUGAAAAACAUCACAGUAGAUGACAAAGUGGUGAAGCUGCAGCUGUGGGACACUGCAGGACAGGAGAGAUUCAGAACCAUCACAUCCAGCUACUACAGGAAUGCAAAUGGGAUUUUGCUGGUGUUUGACACCACAGAUCCAGAAAGCUUUAAUGACCUAAAGGGAUGGAUAAAUGAAAUUCGCAAUAACAUAAACAGCAAGAUAGUUAUCUACAUUUUGGCAAACAAAAUAGACACAGGAAAUAUUCUUGUCUCAGACGAGGAAAUAUCUAGCUUCAUAGAAAAAUACACGUCAGACAAUCUUAUGAUAAUUGGAUUUAGCAAGGUAUCUGCAAAGACAGGAGAGGGCGUAGACCAUGCGUUCAGAGAAAUAGCCCAGGCCAUAAUGAAGGUGUCUCCACCAGAGAAAAGAAAAAGCAAAGUAAAUAUAGAAGCAGAUGAAAGUGUAGGUGGAUGGUGCUGUAUUGGAUAG